AUGGAAGGAGGUCAGAGAGGAUUUGUUCGCCAUGUUCCUCGCGAAGCGAUUGGUGCAGCGCAUGUUAUGGCGCAUUCGGAGACUCGAUGGGAUUUAGCGGAAGUUUGGUUUGAUCGGCCAUUGGUUUUUUUGCUUGAUAAACUAAAGCUUGAUGAUGUACUAGCCUCCAUAGUUUAA
This is a messenger RNA of Linum tenue, 177 nucleotides long. NCBI's taxonomy places the organism in Eukaryota, Viridiplantae, Streptophyta, Magnoliopsida, Malpighiales, Linaceae. The record is from the annotation of a GenBank genome assembly.